GGAAUCAUUGGAGAAUCUCAUGGUGCUGCAAACACUAGAAAAGGUCCUUUUCCAGCUCAAGGAAAAUACCAGAUAUCUUGAAGCGCUCAGAGCUGACAUCCAUGAUAUGAAGAAUUUGAUGACAAGUGAAUCUAACCCCAGCCUUAUGACAAGCCUCCCAGGACCUGCUUCUACUUUUGAAGAAUUACACCAGCUUCUGGAUUCACCUGGAAUUAUUGAUGUGCUGUCACAGUGUGAGACACCUAUUCUCCGGGAGACUAUUCGUUCCAUGUUGAAGCGAAUAAUGGGCAAGAACCUGGCUUCUCAGUUUUCUCUGACUGGAUUGGGAAAGGGAAGGAGUAGGACAAAAGCAUCCUUCAAAGCUCAUAAAGCCUUUCACACUAUUAUGGUUGCCCUGAAACGCUGUCCCAACGUCAUGAAAGUCAAGGAGCUUGAAAUCUCCAAAGAAGUGCAAAUAAUAUUGAGAGGUGUGUGUGAUUGGUAUGGGGGGAGGAAAGAAAGGAGUGGAGCAAAACAGCAGUUCAUGAGUCUUCUUUAUUAUGCAUGGAUGCGUAACUGGCUACCCAAAAAAGAGACUGGAGAAGUAAUGAUGAGAGAGGCACUUCAGGGAUGCGGAGAAGAGACAGAUACCUCAGUUUCCUCCAUUGUGCCAUAAAAACCACCCUUUCAAUGUGCCACUGAUUUGCAAUUGUGCAAUAAAUUACUUGAAAC
Messenger RNA from Darwinula stevensoni, 711 nucleotides. The record is from the annotation of a GenBank genome assembly. Lineage: Eukaryota; Metazoa; Arthropoda; Ostracoda; Podocopida; Darwinulidae.